GCUCGGGCUGAGGAGGCAGCCGGGGGACGGCGGCGGACACACACACACACCCCCACAGCGCCCCAGACAGACCCGACCGAAGCCGGGCGGCAGCGGCGGGAGCCGCGGGAGGAGCCGGGACGAUGCCGGCCGUGAGCCUCCCGCCCAAGGAGAACGCGCUCUUCAAGCGGAUCCUGAGAUGCUACGAACAUAAACAAUACAGAAAUGGAUUGAAGUUUUGUAAACAAAUCCUCUCAAAUCCCAAAUUUGCAGAGCAUGGAGAAACUCUGGCCAUGAAGGGACUAACAUUGAACUGCUUGGGAAAAAAAGAAGAGGCAUAUGAACUGGUUCGUAGAGGCUUAAGAAACGAUUUGAAAAGCCAUGUGUGUUGGCAUGUUUAUGGUCUUCUGCAAAGGUCAGACAAGAAGUAUGAUGAAGCUAUCAAGUGUUACAGAAAUGCACUAAAGUGGGAUAAAGACAAUCUUCAGAUCUUAAGGGACCUCUCUUUAUUACAGAUUCAGAUGAGGGACCUUGAGGGUUAUAGGGAAACGAGGUAUCAGUUACUUCAACUUCGACCUGCACAAAGAGCCUCAUGGAUUGGCUAUGCUAUUGCAUACCAUUUAUUAGAAGAUUAUGAAAUGGCAGCAAAAAUUUUAGAAGAAUUUAGGAAAACACAGCAGACAUCUCCUGAUAAAGUGGAUUAUGAAUAUAGUGAGCUUCUUUUGUAUCAAAAUCAAGUCUUGCGGGAAGCAGGGCUCUAUAGAGAAGCCUUGGAACACCUUGGCACUUAUGAAAAGCAGAUAUGUGAUAAGCUUGCUGUCGAAGAAACCAAAGGGGAACUUCUGUUACAACUGUGCCGCUUGGAAGAAGCUACUGAUGUAUAUAGAGGUUUACAAGAGAGAAAUCCUGAAAAUUGGGCAUACUAUAAAGGCUUAGAAAAGUCACUCAAGCCAGUCAAUAUGUUAGAACGUCUAAAAAUUUACGAGGAAGCCUGGACUAAGUAUCCUAGGGGAUUAGUACCAAGAAGGCUGCCACUCAACUUUUUAUCUGGUGAGAAGUUUAAGGAAUGUUUGGAUAAGUUCCUAAGGAUGAAUUUCAGUAAAGGUUGUCCACCAGUUUUUAAUACUUUGAGAUCAUUAUACAAAGAUAAAGACAAGGUGGCAAUCAUAGAAGAGUUAGUAGUAGGCUAUGAAACUUCUCUAAAAAGCUGUCGGUUAUUUAACCCCAUUGAUGAUGGCAAGGAAGAGCCUCCUACCACGUUACUUUGGGUACAGUACUAUUUGGCACAGCAUUAUGACAAAAUUGGGCAGCCAUCUAUUGCUUUGGAAUAUAUAAAUGCUGCUAUAGAAAGUACACCUACAUUGAUAGAACUCUUUCUUGUGAAAGCUAAAAUUUAUAAGCAUGCUGGCAAUAUUAAAGAAGCUGCUAGGUGGAUGGAUGAAGCUCAGGCCCUGGAUACAGCAGACAGGUUUAUCAACUCCAAAUGUGCCAAGUACAUGCUGAAAGCCAACCUGAUUAAAGAGGCUGAAGAAAUGUGCUCUAAGUUUACAAGGGAAGGAACAUCUGCAGUGGAAAAUUUGAAUGAAAUGCAGUGUAUGUGGUUCCAGACAGAAUGUGCACAGGCAUAUAAGGCAAUGAAUAAAUUUGGUGAAGCACUUAAGAAAUGUCAUGAAAUUGAGAGACAUUUUGUAGAAAUCACUGAUGACCAGUUUGACUUUCAUACGUACUGUAUGAGGAAGAUUACACUUAGGUCUUAUGUGGACUUGUUAAAACUAGAAGAUGUACUUCGACAGCAUCCGUUUUACUUCAAGGCAGCAAGGAUUGCUAUAGAGAUCUAUUUGAAACUUCAUGAUAACCCACUAACAGAUGAGAAUAAAGAACAUGAGGCUGAUACAGCAAACAUGUCAGACAAAGAGCUAAAGAAAUUACGCAAUAAACAAAGAAGAGCCCAAAAGAAAGCUCAACUUGAAGAAGAGAAAAAGAACGCAGAGAAAGAGAAGCAACAGAGAAAUCAGAAGAAGAAAAAGGAUGAUGAUGAUGAGGAAAUUGGAGGUCCAAAAGAAGAACUUAUCCCUGAGAAAUUGGCCAAGGUUGAAGCUCCAUUGGAAGAAGCUAUUAAAUUUUUAACACCAUUGAAGAACUUAGUAAAGAACAAGAUAGAGACCCAUCUUUUUGCCUUUGAGAUUUACUUUAGGAAAGAAAAAUUUCUUUUGAUGCUACAGUCAGUAAAGAGAGCAUUUGCUAUUGAUUCCAGUCAUCCUUGGCUUCAUGAGUGUAUGAUUCGCCUCUUCAGUGCUGCAGGGUCUGAAAGCAAAGACCUGCCUGAAGCAGUGAGGACAGUAUUAAAACAAGAGAUGAACCGGCUUUUUGGAGCAACCAACCCAAAGAACUUUAAUGAAACUUUUCUGAAGAGGAACUCUGAUUCAUUGCCACACAGGUUAUCAGCUGCCAAAAUGGUAUAUUAUUUGGAUCCCUCUAGUCAGAAGCGAGCAGUAGAGUUGGCAACAACACUUGAUGAAUCACUAACUAAUAGGAACCUCCAGACAUGUAUGGAGGCUUUGGGAGCCUUGUGUGAUGGGAGCCUUGGAGACUGUAAAGAAGCUGCUGAAACUUAUCGAGCAAAUUGCCAUAAGCUUUUCCCCUACGCUCUGGCUUUCAUGCCUCCUGGGUAUGAGGAAGAUACCAAGAUCACGAUAAAUGGAGAUAGUUCUGCAGAAACUGAAGAACUGGCCAACGAAAUUUGAGCCCCUUAAGCGAAUGAAACGACUUUGGACCAUAUCUAGUGUAUAAUAUUUUUGUCACGCACCUGCUGCAUUGCUCUAACUUACACAGAAUGGAAGGAGUCAACGUUUAGCCUUCAAAUAGUGUUUUAUGUUUUUUUUUUUAUCCUGCUGAAAAAGUAUAUAUAUAAAAUAUCUAACAUAUUACAGGAUAUAGGUUCAGUUUCUUUAAAAUUAAAAGCUGCUAAAAUUGAGAGAAAAAAAUACCUUAUCCUAUACCUACCUACCCACCCAUGUUUUUAAACUAAUUUAUAUGAAAUCUGGAGGCUGUUAUAGCUAACAAAGCAGGUGUGUGGCAGAAAUAUUACUUUAAAUUUGUCUUGUGAGAUUACUAUAUCUCAGACAGCAUAAAUGCUGUUUUAGCACUGGAUUCUUUCACUGAGCACAAAGAGUUGUUGGGGCUUUAGCAUCUGACUGGUUUUGAUAUGGGGUUGAUCUGACCAUAGGAAGUAUGCAAUGUGAAUCACUAAUUACAGAUACAUCUACAACAGAUGCUUGAUGUUGUAGCGAAUGGGACAGAUACCAAGCAGAAUUAUUAAGAAACAUAGGGUGUUCAAUAAGCUUGUUGUGUCUCCAAAAUUCACUGUACAUGAUCAGUUUGGUGUUCUUGUACCACAGUUUUUUAACUGAAGGAACCAGUUAGAACAAUCUCAGUUUUAAUUAAAAACUUGAAAAAAAAAAAAAAAAGUUAACAUUGCUGUCC
This is a messenger RNA of Sarcophilus harrisii (Tasmanian devil), 3462 nucleotides long. It is a transcript of the gene NAA15, whose product is annotated as N-alpha-acetyltransferase 15, NatA auxiliary subunit. The coding region runs from base 123 to 2723 and encodes 866 amino acids. NCBI's taxonomy places the organism in Eukaryota, Metazoa, Chordata, Mammalia, Dasyuromorphia, Dasyuridae. The transcript is spliced from 20 exons. Gene Ontology annotation, cellular component: cytoplasm; NatA complex. Gene Ontology annotation, biological process: N-terminal peptidyl-methionine acetylation. The record is from RefSeq and is a predicted model, not a curated record. Gene Ontology annotation, molecular function: protein-N-terminal amino-acid acetyltransferase activity; protein binding.